This is a messenger RNA of Gordionus sp. m RMFG-2023, 1064 nucleotides long. Its product is annotated as eukaryotic translation initiation factor 2 subunit 2-like. Gene Ontology annotation, biological process: formation of cytoplasmic translation initiation complex; translational initiation; formation of translation preinitiation complex. NCBI's taxonomy places the organism in Eukaryota, Metazoa, Nematomorpha, Gordioida, Chordodea, Parachordodidae. Gene Ontology annotation, cellular component: eukaryotic translation initiation factor 2 complex. The record is from RefSeq and is a predicted model, not a curated record. Gene Ontology annotation, molecular function: translation initiation factor binding; mRNA binding; translation initiation factor activity. Bases 60 to 920 code for a protein of 286 amino acids. The transcript has 10 exons.
UGGCGUAAAAAAUAAAAUAAAAGUUCUUCAAUUUUAUUAAUUUUAUAUUCAUUGCAAUUAUGGAAGAAGAUAUGCUCUUUAACCCUAUCAUGAAAAAGAAGAAGAAAAAGAAAGAUAUAUCUCUAGAGCUUCAGGGUGAUGACCUUAAAAUUGAAAGUGAUAAUAAACCAAAAAAUGCAUUUAAUAUGGAAGAAAUUAGUGAAGCUUUACCAGAAACAUUAAACAAUGCAGAGGAUGCUGAAGGUACAGAUAUAUUUGAUUUAUCCUUAAAGAAAAAGAAGAAAAAGAAAAAUGUUGUCACAUUUGAUGAUCAAGAUAAUCUUCACAUGAAUGGUUUAGAUGAAGAUACACAUGAAGCAAGUACAUUUGCAAAUGAGGAUGAUGUCACAUCAUCCUGGUCAAAUACAGACAGAGAUUAUACCUAUGAUGAACUUUUACUGCGAGUAUUCGAAAUAAUGAGAGACAAAAAUCCAGACUUGGUAGCUGGAGAAAAAAAACGUCUCGUUAUGAAGCCUCCGCAAGUUGUCCGCGUCGGAACGAAAAAAACUUCAUUCGUUAAUUUCCACGAUAUUUGCAAAUUAUUGCACAGACAACCCAAACAUUUAUUGGCCUUUUUACUUUCUGAAUUGGGAACCAGUGGUUCGGUAGAUGGCAACAAUCAACUAAUUAUCAAAGGGAAAUUCCAGCAAAAACAGAUCGAAAAUAUCUUGAGACGUUACAUAAAGGAAUACGUAACAUGUCACACAUGUCAUAGUCCUGAAACGCUUCUGCAGAAAGAGACACGUCUCUUUUUUUUACAAUGCGAGCGAUGUGGGUCUCGCUGCUCGGUCGCCGCCAUCAAGUCUGGUUUCCAAGCCGUCACUGGAAAACGAGCCGCAAUUCGCGCCAACACUGCCAUGGCUCAGACUGCCCCAGCUUAAUAUUCUAUUCGAGAUAAUGGCCUUAUCGUACAAAAUGACGCUAUAUCACCUGGACAUUUAUUAUAUUUAAUUUUAUGUUUUAUUCUUAUUUAUACACAUUUCUACAAUGUUGCUAAUAAAUUUAAAAUAAAACCUUGGUUAAGA